UAUGUUUGUUAAGGAUACAUUCUUACUUGUUUCUUGUUUAGGAUCGGUGUCUGUGAGUCUGGAUCAGCAGCAGGCAUCGUUCAGCAGAAGUGAUUUUCGCUUGAAUAAUGGACGCCAUUGGUGCAGGAGUGGAAUUGCCCAGGAGGAAGAUUCUUCGGCCAAAAAGGUUCCGGGAUGGAGGGGAGCAGGGGGAGUUGUUGUUAGGAACCACGCGGAAGAGGAAGAUGAGGUAUCUUUUGCAGGAGGAGAGGGACACCAAAUGUCCGGUGCAGGGAAGGGUUGGCAAGGUAGUGAGGAGAAACGGUGCGACGCCGCAGGAUUGCGGAAGAUUUCCAGAUGACGGCAGAGGGGGUACGGAAGGUGGCGAGGAACAAGGGGAGUGCGCGGUAAGUGCAGCGGAACAAGGGAGGGGGUUCGGAGGCCCGCGAGGGGGGGGAAUAGGCCGGAAGAAGGCUGCCACUGCCACCAACGCAAACCACGAAAGGGUCCAAAGGGGGGGAGUAAGGGAUUUGGGUAGCGAUCAGACCACAACGGGAGAUGCAGGAAGGGGGACAUUGGGGGUAUCUGAACGCUGGGUAAAGAAGUCCACAGCCACCGAGACAGAAGGAGGGAGAGAGUGCAGCACAGAAAGUGGAGAGGAGUUGGAUGAGGAAUCGAACGAAGGUGAGUGGGGCAUGGAGGCCGAUCCUGUCCCUAGGGGGGGCGGUUGCGGGCAAAGCUGGGCAAGGGGGGGUUGCAAUACACAACUGAGAGGUAAUGGCCAUCCGAGAUACGUGCAGGACGCUUUGAGACCCAGGUAUGGGGGUGGUCUGCAAGGUUGGGAGUACAAUGGCUAUGAGGAUGAUUUUUAUGAGGAUGCUUAUUGUGAUGGGGACUAUUGUGAAGAGGGUGAUGGUUGUAGUUAUGAUCUGAGGAAGGUGCAUAGGCUUUGGCAAAGGAGGCCUAGGUGGAUGGACCAACAAGAUAACAUGUACAGUCAUAAUUUUGGUUGUGCAAGUUUCUUUUUCAGGAAUAGGGAGGAGGAGGAGAGUUGGAGACAAUGGAGAAAGGAGAGGAUGGGACAGCAGAUGGGAGACGGGAGUCGGAUUGGAAAUCAGCAGGCAGCCACUUCAUCUGCAUCUCAUACGGUGGGGGAGGAGAGGAAUGCUGGAGUGUACAUGCAAGAGGCUGCAACUGAGUUGGGAUCUCUAGAUGUGUUGGCUAAUCAGGAUUCAGACUCUGAUACAUCUGAUAGCGAGACGGAAGGGGGAAAGAUUUUAGCAUUAAUUAAGAAAUAUUUUAAGGACGGUAAGGGAAAAGAAGGUGUUAGGAAGAGAGGAAAGAAGGGGGGUCAGCUGUUGCUACCGUUAGGGGCGGCGGAUACUUAUGCGUGUGCUUUGACAGAGACUGCAGCUCAUUUGCCUAAGAAAUUAAGGAAAUCAAUUGAAACAGAUAAAUUUGUGGAUGUGUAUGAACUAACAAGGGAAGCAGUUCAGGCAAAAGAAGAUGGUGUUAAGACUGAGAAGGAAGGUGAGCUGAUCCAGUUGUGAAGACGGUGCUCCAGGGUCAUUGCGACCGAUCGCCAAGAAGGGGUCAGGAAGGAAUUUUCCUCGUAGCGCUAAUUGGCCGAAAAGUGCUAGAGUUUUCGCCUUCCUCUGGAGUACCAUUUUCUGUGGUGGUCAAAGGCACUGAGUGAUUCAGCUGCGGCUCGGCAGUGCGGCUCUGAGAGCAUGAGUUGGUUGAAGCGCAGGCCUACCUUUAGUGAGUCACUAGUGUACAUCAGACUUUGACUGCACGGUCUUCUCUGAUGCAUGCAAGAGACUGGUUAGCGCCAUUUAUGCACAACGAGGGAGCAGGGGGAUGGGCUUAAGAAAGCGAUCACUGAGUGCGCGCGGCCCUAUGAUCCCUGCUCUAAUUUCUUCAUGGUAAAUUUUUUGGGCAUUGCGCCCACGUUGGGUAGGGGGAUGGGCUUAAGAAAGCGAUCACUGAGUGCGCGUGGCCCUAUGAUCCCUGCUCUAAUUUCUUCUUGGUAAGUUUUUGGGCAUUGCGCCCACGUUGGUUUUUUGGAUACACAAUAGUUUUGUGUUUGGAAAAUAAGAGCCGCAGCUGGGGUCAGGGUGUACCUAUAUAUAUUUUUUUUAUGGUUUGAAUUAAUAAAAGCCUGUGACCUCCACAGAAUUUGCCACA
Xenopus tropicalis (tropical clawed frog) is the source of this 2166-nucleotide messenger RNA. RefSeq lists its product as uncharacterized. The record is from RefSeq and is a predicted model, not a curated record. The coding region runs from base 108 to 1529 and encodes 473 amino acids. NCBI's taxonomy places the organism in Eukaryota, Metazoa, Chordata, Amphibia, Anura, Pipidae. The transcript is spliced from 2 exons.